Messenger RNA from Penicillium odoratum, 1227 nucleotides. RefSeq lists its product as uncharacterized. Lineage: Eukaryota; Fungi; Ascomycota; Eurotiomycetes; Eurotiales; Aspergillaceae. The coding region runs from base 1 to 1227 and encodes 408 amino acids. The record is from RefSeq and is a predicted model, not a curated record. Gene Ontology annotation, molecular function: O-methyltransferase activity. The transcript is spliced from 5 exons.
AUGUCUGUAUCAGAUGCCCUCUCGAAGGUCCAAAAGCUCGUCUCCGAAGAGUCUGCAGGAAAUAAUAAUACCCACGCGGCUCUCCUCAAAGCGAUUCGGGAGCUUCAACUUGCGGUGGAGACACCUCUGGAGACAACCUCUCGAUUGAACUUUCAGAUCCUGCAAAACAUUUCUAUUCGAGUUGCAAUUGAGCACAAGUUCCUACAUGUCCUCGUUACUCAUGGGAAGUCCAUUUCCGCUGCGGAACUGGCUCAGGAAACAGGAUCGAAUCUUUUGUUGAUUAUCCGAGUCAUGCGCGUGUUAAGCGCCGUUGGCCUGUGCGAUGAAAUUGACAAUCAACUUUACGCCGCCAACGACAAGACCCGCUUCAAGAUCCUUCCAGGAUCCAUUGCAGCCGAGAAGCAUCACUUCGACCUCGAUUUCGGAAUGGGCGGGCGACUUGUAGACUAUAUGCGCGGGCCAGGAAUCCAACAAUUUGCCGAUGAACCUGAUGCCAUCACACUGUUCAAAUAUGCCUAUGGCACCGAUGUAAUCUUUGGUCUAUUGGAGAAGAAUCCAGAGCAGAAAGAAGCCUUUGACGAUUACAUGGCUGCGCGUCGCGUGGAUGACAUGCCGCAGUGGUUCGAGAUCUACCCAAUUGCAUCAACGCUGCGCUCUCUUCCUUACGACCCCAGUGCAGCUUUGAUUGUUGAUGUGGGUGGAGGCCCUGGACAAGAACUGAUAAGAUUCAAGGAGCGGUACCCCGAUCUUCCUGGCCGGUUUGUCCUUCAAGAUCUUCCAAUCACGCUGAACCGCAUUGUGGCAUUGCCAGAGGGGAUCGAAGCUGUGGAAUAUGACUUUUUCACCCCGCAGCCUGUCAAAGGUAUGUAUCAUGCUUCAUCGGUCACACAUUUUGCUUACCAUGCGUUAGGCUCCCAAAUCUACUUCCUGCGGGAUGUACUGCAUAACUGGUCCGAUGCCAAGAGCGCUCUGAUUCUGUCUCAGAUUGUUGAAGCUAUGGACCCGGACUACUCCAUUCUUGUCAUCGAUGAUUAUGUUCUUCCGGACACUGGGGCUGAGCUUCGAGCUGCGGAAAUGGAUAUUCUCAUGUGGCUUCACACGGCAGGACUGGAAAGGACGGUCUCCCAGUGGAAGAACUUGUUUGAUAAGGUCGGCCUUGAGCUGGUUGACAUCUGGAGUUCUCCUCGUGGAAAUGAGUCGGUGCUGGAAACAAGAGUGCGGAAGUAA